This is a messenger RNA of Coffea arabica (coffee), 1112 nucleotides long. The record is from RefSeq and is a predicted model, not a curated record. NCBI's taxonomy places the organism in Eukaryota, Viridiplantae, Streptophyta, Magnoliopsida, Gentianales, Rubiaceae.
AUGGCGCUUGAACCAUUGGUCACCAGAUGUUGGACUGAAAUUAGAACCUCUGUUCUCAGAACAGUAUUUUCACAUGCAAUUUUGCUUUGCCAAGAGACAAUUUAUAGCCUUAUAUAUGCCUUGGGAGAGCGAACGAGCAUUCUAGCCCGCAGGCAAGACUCUUUCGGAAACAAUUUCUUACAUUUAGCAGCCAGGCUGUCUCCACCAUCUCAACUUGACAGGGUUUCUGGAGCAGCUCUUCAAAUGCAAAUGGAACUACAAUGGUUUCAGGAAGUUGAGAGUAUUCUACCACCAAGGAUGAAGAAAGAAUUGAAUUCUAGUGAUAAAACACCUUCUGCCCUCUUCUCUGACGAGCAUAAGGCAUUGGCUAAGGAGGGAGAGAAAUGGAUGAAAAAUAUUGCAGGAUCAAGUAUGAUUGUGGGAACUCUCAUCGCUGCAGCCAUGUUUACAACGGCUUUCACAGUUCCAGGUGGUAAUGAUGGUAAAACAGGGCUCCCUGUCAUGAUAGGUACUCAACAAAAAGCAUUCUUGUUUCUUAUGGCAUCAAAUGCAGUGUCAAUGUUCACUUCUACAACAUCGAUUCUGAUGUUCUUGGGGAUUCUUACUGCACGUUAUGCAGAAAAAGAAUUUCUCAAGUCCUUACCUACAAAGUUAAUAUUUGGAAUCACAUUUUUGUUCGUCUCGAUAGUCUUCAUGAUGGCAUCAUUUGGUACUGCUAUAUAUCUGACGCUGAUCGAACAAGUAGCUUGGAUUUCCUACCCAAUCAUUGUUUUCUGUGUUAUUCCAAUAGCCCUUUACUCAUUGCUGCAAUUCCCUCUUCUGGUUGAGAUGAUCAGUCGCACUUACGGACAUGGCAUGUUCGACAAACGUAAAAAGAAACUCUCGAGUUUUGAUACCUGAAUUAGUACCAGCAUCUCUCCAUUCUGCUGCUUGUCGUGACAUUCUGUAUUUCACUCGCUUUGGAUUGCUUUGAAGUUGUUUUCCAAAUAAUCCUUCAGUGUGAUGUUUUGAAUAGAUUUUGUUGGAAACAUCCAUUUGUUUUGUCUCCAGCUUGUCCUGGAAUUCUUCAGAUUCCUGGAGCUAUCAAUAAAUCAUACGCAUGGAUUGCUUUU